AUGGGCAUCCUGGGAGAAGCCUCCUGGAGAGGAGGUGCUCAGGGCUACCAAGCCACACUCUGCACUAAGCCAGCAAAGCCCCUGGUCAUGCGGCAUGUCCCCCCUCCUCUGCAGCCCCACCAGGUACAGCGAUUUGUCCAUUACUGCAGGUUAAAUUUUGCUGGUAUCUUUGCCUGCCAGGGAUUGUAUCAGGAAAACUAUACACUGCCCUUCACUCCUGAUGAGAAGGGACACAGAGUAAUUUGUGUGACUAGCACUAAAGCUAUGGCGGCGGAGUGGGUUGUUGAUCAGAAGGUGCUGUGGCAGAUCCCUGAGGUGUCAUACGAGGAUGCGGUGGCACUGCCGACCGCCUACAGCACAACCUCGCUGGUUCUUGACCACAGGGUGACAGUGGCAGCUGGAAGUGACCCCAAAUACAAGCUGGCUCUGAAGAGUGGCAUGAGCCACAGCACGAACUACAGCCAGAGCAGACAGAGAGAGGAGGUGAAGAUGCUCACAAGCAGCAGAGCAGUAGACAUGCACCUUGAGGCCAUCGGUGGGGACAUCUUCAAGGCAGCUCUGCAAACGUUGGCAUGGGAGGGCAGGAUUGUGGGGACAGGUUUUGCUAGAGGAAAAAUCCCCACAGUUCCCACCGUCCUACCGCUUCUGAAGAAUGUGUCUGCCACGGGAGCAUACGAGUCCUCACUGGGAAGAAAAUUUCCCUGGUUUUUUUCUCUACUAUCUCCCUCCAUUCCCCAGUAUUGCUGGGAGGGAAAUAUCCAUCCCCAUGUUGGAGCACUCUUCAAACUGGAAGAGGUAAAUGAAACCUUCAACCACAUGCUCCAGUGCAAAUCAGGAAAGGUCAUCAUCUCCACAAAGUAA
Messenger RNA from Gavia stellata (red-throated loon), 861 nucleotides. Its product is annotated as quinone oxidoreductase-like protein 2. The record is from RefSeq and is a predicted model, not a curated record. NCBI's taxonomy places the organism in Eukaryota, Metazoa, Chordata, Aves, Gaviiformes, Gaviidae. Gene Ontology annotation, cellular component: mitochondrion. Gene Ontology annotation, molecular function: oxidoreductase activity.